AUGAUCAUGGCGCAAAGACCGGGUGUACCACGGCUGUACAGCGGGGCUGUCAAUGCCAUGUUUGACGAUGUCGACGAUCUCAUUCGAGGCGAUCCUCCCGCAAUCAAUGACCCGCUGCCGCCACCCUUCGUUAUCGCCGGAUCUGCUGCAGUUGCAACCGCAGCAGCCACGCUGUCUCUCGAAUGUGACACAUAUGCUAGAAACACAGCAUCAUCGGAUCGCUCGGUCCCAGCGUAUCAGCCUCCACUGCGCCAACGUGUCGUAGGCUACUACGAGCGACAUACGCAGCUCACCAACACUCUCCAGCAUCUCGGUGACGUUCCAACCAAGCUUGAUGCCCUUCAACACGACAUCUUCUCCGUCACCGGCAAAGUCAAGAGUCAGGAGACUCGACUCAAGACGCUCCAAACCGUCUCUCAGGAGACUCGAGAAUCCCACGCCAAAAGGAGUAGCUCCGUCGCCAAGCGGCUAUUGAACAAGCACGGCAAGCGAGCUCGUCUGCUUGUCCAAGCUCACAAUCAAGCCGAGAAAGCAGCAGCCCAGCAGGCUGCACAUGAAGCCGACCUAGCCAACAACCGAUCUACAUUGUCUUCCAUGCAGCUGCACAAAAUUGAGCUCGAGCGCGACCUAGUCGAGUACCAGGCUGCGUCCAGCCAACUCGACAAGAUUGACGAGACUCUCUUCGAUGGCGCCACGCCCGAAUUUGUCCAAGAUGACUUUGCAGAGUGGGAGCUCAAAGUAUGGCUGCAAGUCCAAGUCUUCAUGGCUGCAGAGACGAAUCGCGAGAAGCGCGCACGGCAGCUGCUCAAAGAUGCAUCGCCCAUCCUCGCCUCCAUCAUCAAGGACAUCCAGAGCGCACUCCAGUACUGCAUCGACUCAGGUGUAGCCCGCAACCAGAAGUAUACCAAGAACCUGAUCUCCAACACCACCGCCAAAUCCACCGUCAGCGGUACCCAGCCUUUGGUGCUCAGAGCCAAGACGAGCUCCGGCAAGUUCUUCACCACCGUCGCAAAAGCGCGCGGUAGUCAGAUGCUCGUCGCGCGUCCACCCGAGUUUCGACUGAUCGAGCUCCAUCUCAUGCCCGGAAGCAAGAAUCCGAAAGCGGUCGACGAGCGGGGGCUCCACAAAUCGCUCGAGACUUCGUAUGCGCAAGCAAAGGCGCUCGAUUCCUUCCUCAAGCGCGAGAUCGCAGCAAGCCUCGAGCGUCAGAAGAAGCUCUCUGUCGAGACAGCAAAGUUGCAGAACACCCUCAAGGAUGCGCAUCGAAAUUUACGGAAUGUUCGUCGAGAAAUCGUUCUUGCCGUGGUGCGAGAAGAUGGUAGCCGAGAGGACGGCACGCAAGCGCCGGCUACUGGUCAAAGCUUGAACGAAGAGCAACGUGACUACGCGCUACCGCUGCAAGACCAAGCCAAUCCGAUGAUCUCCACCCACUUCCAAGAGAACCUGCGCAAAGAGUCGCAUUCUCGCUUGCGCAAGCUCGUAGCCCUGCCCGACCCGGAAUCCGAGGACGACAAUCUCUACCCCGUCAUCGCCUGA
Pseudozyma hubeiensis SY62 is the source of this 1536-nucleotide messenger RNA. RefSeq lists its product as hypothetical. The transcript has a single exon. Lineage: Eukaryota; Fungi; Basidiomycota; Ustilaginomycetes; Ustilaginales; Ustilaginaceae. The coding region runs from base 1 to 1536 and encodes 511 amino acids. The record is from RefSeq and is a predicted model, not a curated record.